ACAGAAAUUCAAAAGAAGCAGGGAAUUUUAGAACUCCAAAACAUGGCUACGAAGCUGCUGCUUCUGCCUUACGUGUUAUCUGCCUUCCGAGCCCCUCUCCUUUGUCGCGCUCUCCCUUGUUUUCGAGUCAGACCCUUUGUUUCUUCAAGUGCGUUCCGAUGUCUCCAAGGCGUAUGCGGUAAUAAACUCGAAAUUCGCGGCGUGUCCAUUGAUGGGAACAGAUUUCAGACGGUCAAGGGACGUAACUUUUGCGUUCGAGCAACGGAGGUUAAUGAUUCCGGCUCAAUCGACUCCUCCAUGAUGCAGUCCAUGGAGAAGAAGAUCAAGGAGCAACUAAAUGCGGAUGCAGUCACCGUCAAGGAUGCUUAUGGAGAUGGUCGGCAUGUUAGCAUUGACGUUAUAUCCUCGGCCUUUGAGGGAGAAUCUGCUGUGAACAGGCAGAGGAUGGUCUACAAAGCAAUAUGGGAAGAACUGCAGACAACCGUGCAUGCAGUUGAUCAGAUGACCACCAAAACCCCAAGUGAAGCCACAGAGAGCAGAUAAAUACAUCCAAGUGAAUUGCUAUACCAAAUCUCAUGCCUCCUUAUGGUCCUCUCUUGUGAGAAGCUCAACUAAUCUUGAUUAUCAUUACCCUAUUUUUCUUCUACUAUGUUCUUUUACCUGAAUGGUUUUCAUAUUAUCAGAUCUAUAAAAGAGGACAUUAAUUGCAGUUAGUUCACCAUUGAAUUGUGUUGCUUUCUGGUGAUAGAAUAUUGUUAACAAAACAAGCUCAAGGGAAACUUUUACCCACUUCAA
Molecule: messenger RNA, 795 nt
Organism: Telopea speciosissima
Lineage: Eukaryota; Viridiplantae; Streptophyta; Magnoliopsida; Proteales; Proteaceae
Product: protein BOLA4, chloroplastic/mitochondrial
Exons: 3
Coding region: 43-543 (166 amino acids)
Source: RefSeq, a predicted model, not a curated record